Messenger RNA from Closterium sp. Naga37s-1, 1956 nucleotides. Lineage: Eukaryota; Viridiplantae; Streptophyta; Zygnematophyceae; Desmidiales; Closteriaceae. The record is from the annotation of a GenBank genome assembly.
AUGCUGGGCGAGCAUUGCCGCGUUCCGCCCAUGCUCUCCGCCUACGACUCCGACGCGCUCGACCUCUCGCAAUGCUCCGCACAAGGGGGAGAAAAAUCCGCCGUUUCCUUUUCCGCGAAUCGCCUUGCCCUGUCCGCGCUACAAGCGGGCUCGAAAACGGCCAACGGCGGCAGGCUGUGCGAGCACCUGGAGGAGAAGAAGCGCUUAGCAGCUCGGCAGCAGGCGCGGCUAUGGCCGUGGUCGUCCGGCGGGCGUGAGAACGAUCGAGGAAAACGUUCUGCAAGUGCUGGUGUUGCUUCUUCCGCCGGAACGGCGGCGUUGGCGGGAGGGCCGUCUUUCGCCUACGUGACGUUGAUCACGGGGAAGAAUCUCGUCGCAUCCGCGAUCGUUUUCGCGCAGGCGUUGCGUGCGACUCGCACGCCGCACCACAUCGUGCUGAUGAUUGCCGACGGAGGAGAAAUGUCUACAGUGCCUCCUCAGCUACACGACUUUUUCGAUGCGGUUAUACGAGUGGAGUGGAUCCCGAACCCGUUCAAGGCGAUAUUUUUCACGAAGUUUCACGUUUGGCGAAUGGUGGAGUUCGCGAAAGUCGUGUACUUGGACGUGGAUACCCUGCCGCUCGCGAAUGUGGACCACUUGUUCGAGCGGCCCGAGAUCACCGGAGCGCCUGGGUUCUUCUUGGUCAACCAAUUCAACGCGGGUAUCAUGGUCGUCAAGCCGUCGCUGGACGAAAGUGGUAAUCCUGCAGAGGAUCUUCUCCUCACCAGUCCUUUACAUGAUCCGCCGACUCGGCCGUUUUCCUCCUCAUUAACAAUGCUCGUGUUCCUCCUUACCCUUCCCUCUCUCCACCCGCCUCCCUUUCCCUCUCUUUCUCCCUUCCCUUCCCUCCUCCUCUCCUCCCCUCUCGCCCCUCUCUUCCCCCAGGCCACAUACGACGCGCUCCUGCGCAGCAUCGACGUGAUCGGCUCCGUGGAUCGCGGCGACCAGGGCUUCUUAAACGCCUACUUCACGAACUACCCCAACCAGACCACGUCGCACCGCCUCGACUACCGUUAUAACGCCAUGCUGACGUACCCCGACCAGUACCCCCCUCCCCCCUGGUACGACCCGGAAAACGCACACGAGAUUCUUGGACCCGUCAUGAUUCUCCACUAUGGCGGCCCGUGGGGGAAGCCGGCAGGGUUCGGGAAGAUUAAACCCGUGUCGGGGCCGAAUGCGUGCACGCACCGCUGUUGGGAGAAGGGGCGGCAGCCGGUUACCAGGUGGUUGGCGAUGUGGUUCGAGUUGUCACAGGCGCUGUUCGCGAAUUGCUGGCGCCCGCUGGAAAGGGGGAAAGUGGAGGCGUUGCUGGUUAACGGGUUGCCCAAUAAGGAGGACUACGACUGGGUGCGCGUGGCGGGGCGCUCGAGGGGGCUGCUGGGGGAGGAGGCGCAGAUGCGGAACGCGCAGGGGGGACGGGUUGGGGGGGAGGUGGAGAGGGAAGAGAGGGGAGGGGAAGUGGGAGCGGUGGGUGAUUUGGCAGAGGGAGGGUGGGAGAAGGGGGUGGGGGAGGAGGAGGGGCAGCAGAGGGAGAGAAAGGGGGGGGAGGAGGGGGAGAAGGGGGAGAAGGUGCAAGCAGUUGUGGAGGUUCAGCGAGCGUCUAUGUGGAGGCGACCGACCCUGGCAGCGGGGAUUGAUGUGGGGGUGGAGGAUGAUGAAGAGAUGACUGCUGCUGCUGCCACCGCUGAUGAUGCUGCUGUGGUUGCUGCGAGGAGGGCGAGGGAGAUGGUGUUUGCGACAGUGAGGUUGCAUCAGUACUACCCGCACCCUCGGAUCGUGAACUUUGACGGGCUGUCCCCAUUGGAUACAGAGGAUUUGGACGGCUGGAAAGACUUCGACAAACGGAGGGGGAACAUGGGGCAGGAGUGGCUGGAUCUGCGUAAUGCUGCUCUUACUCAGCUGGAGAAAUCACUUUAA